AUGAUAAUGAAUGAUUCGUUACCUAAAUUGAAGAUGGAAAAAACAGCUUAAUUUUUUAAUCCAAGCAAAAUCAUACUUAAAUAGAAAACCAUAAAAAAACUAUAACCAAUCGUUGAUGAAGAAAUUGUUAAAGAAUUUUAAAUUCCAACAUUUAGUAAGAUAAGUUAGGAAGAAAUAAUUGAUUUCAAUCAAAUAAUUUAACAACAGCUUUAAAAAUAUAAUAGUCAAAACAAUAUUUUGUAAAUUAAUAAAAAUUUUAACAAUCUUCAUUUUUUAAAGUCUUCAUAAUAAUCAAAAAGAAAUUAAACACCUUUGAAAUCCCUCCUAGAAGUUUAAGAAAAAUUAUUAUAUCCAAAAAGUUAAUCUACUCAUCUUACAAUUAAAGAAUAAAAUAAAUAAUAUUCACCAGAAAAAUAUAGAAGAAACAUAAGAGUUUUACUCAAUCCUUUUAAUUUUGAAAGAAAAUCAUAAGAAAAAUAAUAAAAUAAAAGUUCUUCUUAAAGUUAAAGGCCUUCAAAAUCAUAAGGAAGAACAUUUUUAUAAAGAAAAGCAUAAAUUGGUGUUUUAAAUAGAAUAUUCUCUUCUAGAUCAUAGGAUAUUAUUUGA
Paramecium pentaurelia is the source of this 606-nucleotide messenger RNA. NCBI's taxonomy places the organism in Eukaryota, Ciliophora, Oligohymenophorea, Peniculida, Parameciidae. The record is from the annotation of a GenBank genome assembly.